AUUUAUAAUUUUCUUUCUUGCAUUAGCGAAUAAAUAUGUGAUUAAGAUAUUGAAUAAUAUUCAUGUUAUAAUCCGGCCCGCCGAGAACUUCAUUUUCCCACAUCUGGCCCGCCGACUAGAGAAAGUGCCCACCCCUGCAUUACAUCGUAUCCUUGCCCGCGAAUGUCCUCCCACUUCUAUUUUUGGUCUCCGGUCAAUCAACCUUGGGGACCAUUGGUUAAUUUUACUACUAUUCCGCUUACUAGGAGAAAAGAUAUGGGUUCUUUUUCCUUACUACUGUGUUAGUAGAUUAACUGCAAAUAUAGUGGAACAAGAAUUAAAACAACUUUAUUGGACUGUACCUUGAACCAGGGUGGUGGGAUUGGGGUCACUGGGGUAUGACCGAGGUAGUAUUUCAAGAGACCCAACCCAAUAUUGGGAUUCAAAAUCGAAAAUUCAAAAUUCUUGAAGCUAAGUUUAUCGGCCGUUCUUAAAGAAAUUUGUCAAAGAAGGCUUAUACAUCUCAAAGUUUUUAUCAAUAUUUAAUUUUCUUAGAGUUUUUGGUUGAGGGGUAUAUUCAAUUGGCUAACACAGACAGUUCCCGAACUAAAAUAAGGAAAAUCAGAAUAAAUUUAUGGCUUAACCCUAACCUGGUACACAUACUACGGGAGUACCCUAUGUUUAAUAAAAGUGCGACCUGUGGUUUCGCCCAUGGAGUUGGUCUCAAAAUUUCGUUACAAUCUGUGUCACAGAAUCAAAAUCUUUUGAAAUUUUUUUUUUGAAUCCUCAGCUUUUCUCUGGACCACUCAAUUAUAAAUUCAAUUCCGUAAUGUUUAAUAUUAAAGUGAUUUGAUGAAAAAAAGUGAUUUGAUCAACAACGUUAAACAAAAAUCUCCAGGCUUUUAGCUCUGGUAUAUAACAAUAUUGUUUGCUCAUGCCCUCAUUAUUAAACAGGGUUGAAACAAGUGUUAUUGUCUAGCAGCAUUAUUAUGCCUUAAUUUAGAUUGAGAUUAUGCUGCCAAUUUUUGUAUUUUCGAUUCCAUGCAGAUUAAAUGUUACUAUAUAUAUAAAUAUACCUAAUUUUUUAUUAUUUUAAAAAUAUUGUUAUUAAAUAUCACUGUAUAUUUGAAUUAUAGGUCUUUUAAAUAAUUAAUUAGCAAAAUAAGUGUCCGCAUACACUCAAUUUAAAUACGAAAAAUUUGGAGAGUAAAGAAAUUCGUCAACGUGACUAAAAAUGGAUUCUGAUGAUGAAAAUGACAUUUUUUAUGAAUGCACCGAUGAUUUUUCGAAGUUGGAUUCAUCGGAGAACAGCAAGUUGAAGAAUGAAAACCAAAAUAAACAAGAUGAAGGACAAUUAAUGUCUGAUUUGAAUCAAAAAUAUAAAGUGAAAAAUGAUUCAGUUAUUGAUUCAAAUUCUGAAGUAUUGAAAAAGGAUUCUGAAGUUUCAAAUGUACGUGGGGUGCUCAAGGAAGACGCUUUCCCAAGAGAGACACCUAGUGUUUCAAAAAGUGGAUCCAGUGACUCGAAUAUGACAGAAAAUGAUUCAGGAAAGAUAAUUGAUUCUGAUGAAAGUGUUAUAAGUCAAACAACAUCAGUAAAUGGUCCACGAACUUCAAAUCCUGGCGAAGAUAUUGGAUUUGAAAAUGGAGACAAUACACAUAGUGGCGCUGUUGAGUCAAAAAAAUUAGAUGGUGAAGCUCCUGGAGAUAUUUCUAAGGAACAAGAUUCGCUUGGAGCUGGUAAACGAAAGGAAGGUGGAAAUCUAAAAAAAGGGGGGGAGGGAGCAUUUAGUAGUAAGGGAGGAGAUAUAAAUUCUAUGGAAAAAGAUAAAAAAGUGGUGGAAGGAGACGUAAAUUCUCUGGAAAAUGAGGAAAAAGUAGUGCAAGGAGUAUCUGGUAGUGAAGAUGAUGGAAAACCUGCGGAAAAUAUUGAAAAAGUGGUGGAAGGAGACAUAAAUUCUUCGAAAAAUGAUGAAAAUGUGGUGCAAGGAGCAUGUGGUGUUGCGGACUCGGACGAUGAAAGUUCUGAAGACGAGUCAUCACUAACUGAAGAAGAAUUAAAUGAAAGGAAAUUGGAAGCGAAGAAGCUGAAAGAUGAAGGAAAUGAAUUUUACAAGAAUGGGGAUUCUAACGAAGCAGAAAGACUUUACACGGAAGCAAUAAAAAUUUGUCCAAAACGUUUCGAAAAAGAACGUUCUGUAAUGUUUUCGAAUCGUUCCGCUUGCCUGGUUAAAUUAGAAAAAACUGAGCUUGCUAUAGCCGAUUGUUCGAAAGCUAUCGAACUUCAUUCUACUUAUGUUAAAGCGAUUUUAAGACGAGCGCAACUUUACGAAAAACUUGAAAAAUAUGAAGAAGCAUUAAAAGAUUACGAAAGACUUUUAGAGAUUGACCCUUCGUUGCAUUCCGCUCGUUCAGCUUGCUUACGAAUUCCCGGCGAGAUAGAAAAACGAAACGAAAAACUAAAAGCACAAAUGAUGUCUAGUUUAAAAGAUUUAGGAAACAUGUUUUUACGUCCGUUCGGACUUUCAACAAAUAAUUUUCAACUACAGCAAGACCCAGGUACAGGCUCCUAUAAUAUUCAAUUCAAUAAUGGUCCUGAGGGAGGAAAUAAUAAUAACGGCCCGUCUAAUGGGCCUUCUGCCAGGCCUAAUAAUAAUAAUACAUGAUAAUACUUGUUCGAUUUUGUUUCAUGUCAUUUAUCUGAACAAGGAUCUAUAGCAGCGGUUCAUAACCUGCUGCGGCCAUAUCAAUAAAUAAUCAUGAUGUCAGGUUUUCAAAUUAACAGAAAUGUCAAAUAUUCCAUAUUAUUGUGUCAUGUUGGAACUUUAUUUUAUUCACUUGUACAAUUUUUAUCAUUUUAUUUUGGGAAUGCUUUGCCCAAUGCUGUGUAAAGGCGACUCAAAUUUUUCAAAAAACAAAUUUUGUGAAAUUUCGCGUCCUAAGGAUAAGCUCAAAUACUAGGCGGUAUGUAAUGCUUAUGCUUUCAAUGUCCACAAAAUUAGCUGACUGACUGAAGUUUUUAUCACAGGAGACAGAAAAUAUCAAAUUGAUUAACUGUUUUCGGGUCUUAGUAUUCCUCCAUCACAGUCAGAAGAUUUGUUUGCAGAUUUACUUCUUUGAAUUAUCUUAUGCAUCUUGCUGCUAUGAUUGCAUAUUACCAUAUUUUUUUGAUAAAAGUGAACGAAGUGAAUGAAAUUUUUCUGGGGUUAGGGUAUAAAUUUCUUGGGGCUCCCGAAGUAUGCGAACCAAGAUGGCGGACAUC
This is a messenger RNA of Styela clava, 3240 nucleotides long. RefSeq lists its product as uncharacterized. The record is from RefSeq and is a predicted model, not a curated record. Lineage: Eukaryota; Metazoa; Chordata; Ascidiacea; Stolidobranchia; Styelidae. Gene Ontology annotation, molecular function: protein binding.